Oryctolagus cuniculus (rabbit) is the source of this 3513-nucleotide messenger RNA. NCBI's taxonomy places the organism in Eukaryota, Metazoa, Chordata, Mammalia, Lagomorpha, Leporidae. The record is from RefSeq and is a predicted model, not a curated record.
GAAUGAGAGGUUACACUGAGUGUCGUCACACUGCCUCCAUGGCACUGCUUCAUGAACUCCUUCCCCUCACUUGUGAAGUGCGCUGAGUGGGCCCCACGGUCAUGUGAAGUGCACUGAUCUCCCGUCUCCCUCAGAGCGAACACCAGGCUGCAGGUGAAGAUGGGCAACUCGGAGAGUCAGUACACCCUGCCGGGAUCUAAACACCACAGCCAGCUUCCUGGUGUGAAGCAAAAGCCCUGCUCCCUGAAGAUUCGCAGCGUCCACGCGAAAGAUGAGAAGUCCUUGCAGGGCUGGGCGCCCGGAGGCAGCGGAGCCGGCUACAAGUCCAGGUCGCUGGCCCGCAGCUGCCUGUCCCACUUCAAGAGCAGUCAGCCUUACUCUGCAGCCAGACUCGCCGGGCCCCCCGGCAAAGGCCCCAGAGGCUCGGGCCACUCCAGGCACCGGGCGAGCGGCCCAGGGCCUGAGCUGCAGGGCCACCCUGCUGUCCUCUUCCCGGAGAACGGCUUCCAGCGCGGGGACCACAAGCCGCCGCCGGAUAACCACACGACCUCGAAGGACCGCAACGGGCACCUCCUCAACUGCUACGGCCGACAGGAGAGCAUGGGGUCCACGCCGCCGCCGCCGCCGCCGCCGGGAGAGGACCGCAAGAGCCCCAGGGUGCUCAUCAAGACGCUGGGCAAGCUGGACGGGUGUCUCCGGGUGGAGUUCCACAGCGGCGGCCACCACGGCGCCGCCGAGCCCGGCGCGCCCGUGCAGCUGCUGAGAUACUCGCCCACCCUGAGCCCGGACACCAGGAGGGGCUCGGAGGGUGGCGAGGGUGGCGGCGCCGAGAACUCCCCGCCCAGCCGCCGCCCCUCUCCCACCGACUCCCGCCUGCGCUCCAGCAAAGGCAGCUCGCUGAGCUCCGAGUCGUCCUGGUACGACUCGCCUUGGGGCAACGCGACGGAGCAGAGCGAGGUGGAGGGGUCCCUCCGGACGCCCAGCACGCCCGACCCCAGCCUCGCAGCCUGUUUCCCCCCGCCUGGCGACGCCAAGAAGCCUUUCAGCCAAAGCUGCUCCCUGUCCUCCCUGCGGGACCUGUACAAGGACGCUCCCACGGGGCACCUCGGCCUGCCCGACGAGUAUGUGGGUGCGCACGCCAGCCUCAGCAACCGUGUGUCCUUUGCCUCCGACAUGGAUGUGCCCUCCAGGGUGGGGCGCGGCGAGCCCGGCCAGUACAACUCCUUCACCCUGCCGUGCCGCAAGUCCAAGGCCUUCCCCGAGGACCCGGCCAAGAAGGACACCCUCAAGGCCAGGAUGCGCCGGAUCAGCGACUGGACCGGGAGCCUCUCGCGGAAGAAGAGGAAACUGCAGGAGCCGAGGUCCAAGGAGGGCAGUGACUGCUUUGACAGCCGCUCGGAGGGACUGAAUGCAGACGCGCAGUGGCCCUUCCAGGCGUCGGCCUUGCUGUGGUCAGGGGGCUCGGCUCAGGUCCUGUCUCAGAGGAGCGAGUCCACGCACGCGGUCGGCAGCGAUCCCCUCCGGCAGAACAUCUACGAGAACUUCAUGCGGGAACUGGAAAUGAGCAGGGCCAACACGGAAAACGUGGAGACGUCUACAGAGACGGCCGAGUCCAGCAGCGAGUCGCUGAGCUCGCUGGAGCAGCUGGACUUGCUCUUUGAGAAGGAGCAGGGCGUGAUCCGCAAAGCCGGGUGGCUCUUCUUCAAGCCUCUCGUCACUCUGCAGAAGGAAAGGAAGCUGGAGCUGGUGGCUCGCCGGAAGUGGAAACAGUACUGGGUAACCCUUAAGGGCUGCACGCUGCUGUUUUAUGAGACCUACGGCAAGAACUCGGCGGAUCAGACCAGCGCCCCGCGGUGCGCGCUGCUUGCGGAAGACAGCAUAGUGCAGUCUGUGCCGGAGCACCCCAAGAAGGAAAACGUGUUCUGCCUCAGCAACUCCUUUGGGGACGUCUACCUUUUCCAGGCCACCAGCCAGACAGAUCUGGAGAACUGGGUCACUGCCAUCCAUUCUGCUUGUGCAUCCCUUUUUGCAAAGAAGCACGGGAAAGAAGACACAGUGCGACUCCUCAAGAGCCAGACCAAAAGCCUGCUGCAGAAGAUCGACAUGGACAGCAAGAUGCGGAAGAUGGCGGAGCUGCAGCUGUCCGUGGUGAGAGACCCAAAGAACAGGAAGGCCAUUGAGAACCAGAUCCAGCAGUGGGAGCAGAACCUGGAGAAGUUUCACAUGGAUCUCUUCAGGAUGCGCUGCUACCUGGCCAGCUUACAAGGCGGGGAGCUGCCGAACCCCAAGAGUCUCCUGGCUGCCGCCAGCCGCCCCUCCAAGCUGGCCCUGGGCAGGCUGGGCGUCUUGUCCGUGUCUUCUUUCCACGCUCUGGUGUGCUCUAGGGAUGACUCCGCUCUCCGGAAAAGAACCCUGUCUCUGACGCAGCAGGGGAGGAGCAAGAAGGGCAUCUUCUCCUCCUUAAAAGGGCUGGACACCCUGGCAAGAAGAGGGAAGGAGAAAAGAGCCUCCAUAGCACAGAUAUUUGAUUCAAGUGGCAGCCAUGGAUUUUCUGGAACUCAGCUACCUCAAAACUCCAGUCACUCCAACGAGGUGGAUGACCUUCUGCAUGGAUACAGUUCACCCCUGGAUGGCGUUCCCCGAGACAACGCAUGGGAGAGUCAGGCCUACGUUCACUUUCGGGACAGUCAAGGAGUCACUGUAACGAUCAAGCCCGAACACAGAGUAGAAGAUGUUUUGACUUUGGCGUGCAAGAUGAGGCAGUUGGAACCCAGCCACUAUGGCCUUCAGCUUCGGAAGUUAGUAGACGAGACCGUUGAGUACUGUAUCCCCGCACCCUGUGAAUAUAUGCACGAACAGGUUUAUGAUGAAAUAGAAGUCUUUCCACUAACUGUGCACGCUGUGCAGCUCACGAAGACCGGCAGCGCAUCCGACUUCGGAUUUGCAGUGACUGCGCAGGUGGACGAGCGGCAGCGCCUCAGCCGGAUAUUCAUAAGCGACGUCCUCCCGGACGGCCUGGCGUACGGGGAAGGGCUGAGAAAGGGCAAUGAAAUCAUGACCCUAAACGGGGAAGCCGUGUGUGACCUGGACCUCAAGCAGAUGGAGGCCCUGUUUUCCGAGAAGACCGUGGGGCUCACUCUGCUUGCCCGGCCUCCGGACACCAGAGGCACCCUGUGCGCCUCGUGGUCGGACAGCGACCUGUUCUCCCGGGACCAGAAGGGGCUCUUGCCCCCUCCCAACCAGUCCCAGCUGCUGGAGGAAUUCCUGGACAACUUGAAAAAGAACACAGCCAGCGAUUUCAGCAACGUCCCUGACAUUCCAACUGGUCUGAAAAGGAGCCAGACAGAUGGCACCCUGGAUCAGGUGUCCCACAGGGAGAAAAUGGAGCAGACAUUCAGGGUAAGAUGUUGGCCCAGACCUCAGACCCAGAACUGGGCAGGCAAGGGCUGUUCCCACCUUCACCUGACAUGGGCACAGGUUAUCUUCACCCAGGGCCCAGCAGUUGCUAUAGAC